AUGUCCGACUUGAAACAGCUUCGCCUCACAUGCAAGCAGCUCCAGCCACUGGUCAACGAGCAGCUCUUUCGUACUGUCGCGAUUCAUAUUACCGUCAAUAGCAUCAAAAAGAGCGUUGAUAUGCUCCAAUUUUUGGCGACUAGGACCACUGUCCUACAAGACGCUCGAGAGCUCGUUCUCUGCUCUCUUUCUCCGGCGCACGACCCACAAUACUAUGGACCGUCCUACGUACGCGUUGGCGACGAAUGGGUUCUUGAACAGGAGCCCGCAAUUCCAGCAGAAGCACAGUCGGCGACGAAGCAAGUGGCUGGGUGCCUUCGGGAUGCCUUGCGCUCGUUCAGGUGCCUUACAACUAUUCGGUGGUUUCCUGUCCAGCGGGACAGUAAAGAAGUUCAGACUGCCGUGAUCGAAGCCCUGGCUAGUCUUCCCACAUUGAAGAACCUUCAUCUCGACAUCACUAACUGGAAAGCACCAUUGCCGGUCGACAAUCUGAAGGACUUAGAAGAGAUCUCGAUUUCUGGUGCAUGCAGCAACGACGAGACGAUGGACAAUAUCGGAAGGAUGAUUGCCCGAUCACCGGAGCUCAGGUCUCUCAAGGUUCCCCACUAUCGAAACUAUGGCCCAUCGCUCGGGAAAGCACGAAGUCUAUACCAACUUUUGGAAUAUUGCGACCCAGUUGUUUCUCUUCGCCUUCGGCAUCUCUCUUUGCAUUGUGCGCUGGUUCGCCUGGAUCACAUCACGCUCCCUCAUCUCAGAAACCUAACGUCGCUCGAGUUGAUAGGGGUAUAUGACCCCUUCAAUGCCGAAACUUGUUUCGGUUAUCGCCGAUCUCAAGACAGUACCGAGGCCAUGCUCGAGGCUCAGAAAGUUGGGUCUUCCACAGAAGAUAUUUGGAAGGCUUUUGCUACAGCGGGUGCUCGAUUAGAGGAGCUCAAACACGACAGCGCCCCUCGUUCUCUCCUCAAAUAUCUCUCAUCUUACUCCGGGUUGAAGUCUCUUGAUAUCACGCCCACACACUUCGACAGCGCAAGCCUCUCCGAUGCGGCAGCCACAGAAUUUUUCUCUACCUCUCUGAAGAGUCAUGCUCAAACAUUGGAAACCCUGAAGAUAUCACCUCCUUUCGAAGGGAAAUGGUGUUUCAACUCCUUCAAUUCAACGCUCCUUUCUCGCUGCACCAAACUGAAGCACUUACAUAUCUCCAUAACGUCUUCCAAAUUGGCGACAUACUCUGAAGAUGCGGGCGCCUGCGAUGUUGACGACUCAAAACAGAGCACCUUGCACGAUCUUGUCAAUCUCGCAGCCGAAUCUAUGCUGCGUCUCGAAACGUUGACUGUUGAUCCAGCAAAUCUGGAAAGCCUAAGAGAAGAGCUUUGCGGAAACCCCGCCAUGUCGCACUUUGCUCGUGCCACUCGAAAAAUGGCCGAGAACAUGUAUCACUUUCGCGCUCAACCACCGAUUAAACGACUUCCGACACUGUUUGUGGGUAAGAAGAAAGUCUUCACGGAAGAUAAAAACAGUGACGGUGAAGGAUUGCGGUACUACGAUCAAAAUCCUACGAUAGACGAAUACGAGGACUGGUAG
Molecule: messenger RNA, 1581 nt
Organism: Cyclocybe aegerita
Lineage: Eukaryota; Fungi; Basidiomycota; Agaricomycetes; Agaricales; Hemipholiotaceae
Source: the annotation of a GenBank genome assembly